AUGGUGGCGGAAGUGGACGCAGCGGGAUGGCCUGGCUUCGCAAUUCUGCUGCGCCGCACUGGGAUGAAGAUGCCAUCUUGGAAAAUUCGGAUGGCUGAGAGCGGCAGCCUGCUGCGCUCAAUGGCCCAGGGCCACUUCGUGUGCUUGGUGCUUCUGGCGGCCCAGUUUGGCCUCCAGCCGCUACUGGCGAAGCGAUUGCUGCCCAAGGGUGCCUUUGCCUCAGUGAUUCUGCUGAGUUCCAACGCCAUGAAGAUCUUGAUCUCGGCUGCCGUGUUGCUGCUUGGAAGCAACAGAGAGCAGCUCAAAGAGCUAGCUCGCAGCUGGACAUUUCGUGAUUCUACCCUCAAGGCCGGGUUGCCUUCUGCGCUAUUCGCUGGACAGGGUUGGCUCAUUCAAGUGGGUCAGACUCACCUGGAUUCCCUCACCUUCAAUCUGUUGAACCAGACGAAGACACUGUCUGCUGCACUGAUUUGCUACUUGAUGCUAGGUCGUCGGCAAUCGUUGAUGCAAUGCUUCGCCUUAUUUCUGUUGUUCCUUUCAGCGCUGCUGUUGGCCAAGAAGAAAGCAACUCCUGUGACUCCAAUGGAGGAUUUGGCGAGGGACGACCACUUCUGGUUGGGCGUUGUGCCCGUGCUGUGUGCAGUUCUCAGUUCGGGCCUCACUGCUGCCUUGACGCAACGAGCCUUGAAGGGCUCGGAAGGCCGGAAUAGCUGGCUCUACUCCAUGGAGAUUUCCAUUUGGGGAUCAUUCUUUCUGAUAUGUGGACAGCUGAUCCAGCAUGCAGCCUUGGAAGGCACUUUGAGUCGAGAGGGGGGUUGGCUGGCCACAAAUUUCCAGGGCUGGUCAGCGCAAUGCAUCCUCCCAAUCUCCACUCAGGCAUGUGGUGGAAUAUUGGUUGGACUUGUGACGAAGUACUCAGAUGCUGUGAAGAAGGGCUUUGCGCUCGUUGCUGGCAUCGUUUUGACAACCGUAUCCCAAGCAAUGCUGGAGGAUACUCCAUUGACGAGCAGACACCUUCUGGCAGCAGUUUUGGUGGCGGUCUCGACAGUGCUUCAUUCUACCUUUCCUCCCCAGCCGCAGUUGCAGAAGUCCAAAACGAUAUAG
Cladocopium goreaui is the source of this 1104-nucleotide messenger RNA. The record is from the annotation of a GenBank genome assembly. NCBI's taxonomy places the organism in Eukaryota, Dinophyceae, Suessiales, Symbiodiniaceae.